This is a messenger RNA of Endocarpon pusillum Z07020, 1455 nucleotides long. RefSeq lists its product as uncharacterized. The transcript has 4 exons. Bases 1 to 1455 code for a protein of 484 amino acids. Lineage: Eukaryota; Fungi; Ascomycota; Eurotiomycetes; Verrucariales; Verrucariaceae. The record is from RefSeq and is a predicted model, not a curated record.
AUGCCGGGGAAUAAACCCUUCAACAUCGAUGACAUCGGGAACGUCAACUCCUUCCUUGCGUUGAUCGGUGGGUCUCAGGUUUCGUCCCCGCCUGAGGCAGAGCGCACCACAGUGUCAGCAUCUGAACGUUCUUCGGUUGCUCCACCUUCUGGAUUAGCUGCAGCCGGAAUCGACGUCCUAAAGCAAGAUCGGCCCGUACCAAAUCGUCACUCUCAGUUGAUACCAGCUUUGGCAGCAUCCGGAAGAGCGGCUCCACCUUCUACACCCACUGCAGGUACCGUAGCGGCGUCCAAUACAACGUUAACAUCACUUGAUCACAUCGAAGACGGAAGCGAUAUUUUGAGGGCCAUUGCUAACGCCUCAAAUCUUACCCUCAAUGACUCAGUCCACGCUCCCAAGAACUUCAGAAGAACAAGGGCGCAAAAUCCUGAUCUGAAAUACGCUACUAUGCCUGCACGUCAUGCUCCUUAUUCUUACAACAGUUUUGAUGAGAAUUACAACCGCGAGUCUCUGAGCAAGAUGAAGAAGUCUGAGCAAGAAAAGCUCAUCCCCAAAUAUCAAGAUGAGGUGAUUGCGAAUUUUGUCCGAGAAAAAUCCCCUGAGAUGGAAAACAAGGCCGAACCCACCAAAGAGCCUGAGUCAGGAUUGCCGGACCGCAACACCAAUGUUACUGUUUCAGACUCUUCUAGCAAGGUCACACAGUCGACCAAGGAGACUCCAGAGCCAACCAACAAAGCUACCAACUAUCCAAAGAUGUCCAUCACUACAGCACCCGGAGAAGCAACAGACGAUGAUGAUGGCCAGAAAGACGAUGGUAAUAGCGAGAAAGAGGAUCGUGAGCACCUGAAACACUUCAAGUCUUGGGGCAAGCCUGAACCACGCAACGGUCCAACUGCUCGUAUUCGCAAGGUUAUCCUCAGCAACCUGCCUGCGGACUCGGAUCUCACUCUUGUUCAAUCACUUGUCUAUGGUGGUGCACUCGAGUCGUUCAAUUUAAUGGCCAGCAAGACCUCCGCUUAUGUGACAUUUGUCGAUGCUGAUGCUUGCGAUGCAUUUUUCGAUGCUCACCCUAAUGGCCUCGUCUUCAAGAAUCCAAAGACCCGUCGCAACCAUGUAGUCUAUGUUGCCAAAGGCCAGGAUGUUGAUGUCGUCUCAAGUGUCCUCCGAGCUUAUUUGGAUUGCCAAGCUUCGCGGGUUGUUCGUGCUACAGGGGCUGAUGAAGACUGGGGGAUGGGAGCGCUCUACAAGCUGGCAGAAUCUAAGAAUCGUAAGGUCGAGACAAUCGUCGAUACUUAUCGUGAUAAGGUCCGUACAAUCAUCUUCCGAUUCACAAACAUCGCCGACGCAGUCACCUUUCGAGGCCAACUCCUACGUGAUGAAGAUUGGGAAAUGUGCAACAUUCAGUUCAUGGACGAUCCUGUUCAAAAGGCGACUGGUGUGCAUCUAGAGGAGUAG